GAUGGACUGAUGAGUGGAACAUUUAAAGGAAUAUCUGGAGUUAACCUAAUAUUAAACAGUUUAAUUUAGAAAGAAUUCAGCACCUGUUAAGCUGUUAUAUCUGUAUUAUGGAUAAUUUAUUGAAUACAAAUUUUGGAAUACAUUUUGUUCAACACAAUGUAUUUUUACCAGCUUUAUGUAGAACAAAAUAUAUUUUAAAAAAUCUACAUUUUUAUUAAGAAAUACUGGAAACUUUAGAUUGUUGUAAAACUUUUGACUCUUCGUGUGUGUGUCUGUUUUUAUUUAUUUAUUUUUUUGUGGCUACAAUGUAUAAAAAAUAUACAUAGACGCAGAUUGCCGUUGACGCGAGUAAGCAGAGCUACGUGCGCGCUCCGCCUCUCUGACGUCACUGCCUCCUGAUCAGCCGAAAUCCCUGAUAACGCGGCGCGCUCCCGCUCGGCUCUGAAUGGGGGCUCAGUCCAGCCGGUGACAGCUCGUCCAGCUCCACAGACGCCACGGUCUGCUCCUCCGCGCCGCCGCUCUCAGACUCCCCGGCAGCCCACUGCCCUGCUUCUCCGGUACCACACUGUCAUUCAGGAAUGAGAAAUGAUGGCCGGCUCUGCAGCAGAGGAGAAAACCUUCCGACGGUUCUUGGAGCUCUUUAUCCGGGAGAUGAGGAUGCCUCUGCAGGAGAGCGACCCGGUGCCGUUGCGCCCUUUAUCGGACCUGGUGUCUGAGGACGAAAUAGAAGGAGAAUGCCUCGACCUUUGCCUCCAGCACCUCUACAAAUACAACUGUCCCUGCUCGCUGGCGGCCGCCUUAGCCAGAGCCACCGCAGACAGCAUCCUUCAGACUGACCUCUCCAUUCACCACCUCAACAAGACUGUAGAAGACGGAGCUGACCCAUUACCACAGAUCGAAGCAGUGACGGUGGCCCGGCUGGUGUUUAAUAUACUGUUUGAGCAGUGCUGCCUCUGGCUGAAGGAGCUCCCCUUCCAUCGCCGCCCGCUGCCGUACUACGAAACGUCCAUUCACGCCAUCAAAAACAUGAGGCGCAAGAUGGAGGACAAACACGUCAUCAUCCCAGACUUCAACACACUCUUCAACAUUCAGGAUCAGGAGGAGCAGGCUUUCUUUGCUGUGUUUGAUGGUCACGGUGGUGUAGAUGCCGCUAUUUACGCCGCCAACCAUCUGCACGUCAACUUAGUUCACCAAGAAUCGUUCAACCAGGAUCCCAUCGAGGCGCUUUGCAGAGCCUUCAAGGUCACCGAUGAGCGCUUUGUGAAGAAGGCCUCACGGGAGAAACUACGCUGUGGGACCACAGGAGUGGUGACAUUUCUGCGGGGCCGGACGUUGUAUGUAGCCUGGCUGGGAGACUCUCAGGCCAUUCUGGUUCGAAAAGGGCAGGUGGUGGAGCUGAUGAAGCCUCAUAAACCAGACAGAGAGGAUGAGAAAAAGAGGAUUGAAGCUCUGGGAGGAUGUGUGAUCUGGUUUGGCACAUGGAGGGUCAACGGCAGUCUUUCUGUAUCCAGAGCAAUAGGGGACUCCGAGCACAAACCCUACAUCUGCGGUGAUGCAGACCACAGUGUCUUCCCUCUAGACGGUUCUGAAGAUUACCUGAUUCUGGCCUGCGACGGCUUCUGGGACACCGUGAGUCCAGAGGAGGCGGUGCGGGUAGUCAGCGACCAUCUCCAGGAGAACAGCGGAGACACCACCAUGGUCGCACACAAGCUGGUGGCCUCGGCCCGAGACGCCGGGUCUAGCGAUAACAUAACUGUCAUAGUAGUCUUCUUGCGGGACCCCCGCUCCCCACCUCCCACGAGCACAGAGGAGGAGGAGGAAGCUAUGGUGGAGGGACAAGCGGAGGAGGAAGAGGUAACGGAGGUGGAGGAAGAGGAGCAAGAAGAGGAAGAGGAGGAGGAAGAUGAAACGGUUAGAGCCGAGCGGGAUGGUGGGGAGGGGGGCAGCACUGCAGACAUUGGGGGGAAGAGCCGCGGAGGCUGGCCCCUGCAGCAGUGCUCAGCUCCAGCGGACCUCGGCUACGAAGACCGAAAUGACUCGUUCACGGACAGAACUAGCCUCAGCUUGCUGGGGCCGUCGCUGGAGGGCCGCAUCUCCCUGACGCGAAGAAAGGCCUGCUUCAACUUUAGUCCUGACCUCUUCACAACCUCUCACUUGUAUCGCGAAGAGCGCCCGCUGGGGCGCAGGUCAAAUAUUCUUUUUCAGGAGCCUGGCAUCUCCGGCUUCACGGACCCACUGUGGCCCCAGACAGCCAUGCUGUUAAGCAAAGCAGUGAGGCGGAGCCACAGGCGCGGUGGCCACGGUUGUCGCCGGUGGGGCCGAAGGUGGCCGAGCAAAUCCAGGGAGCUUCUAGGCCUGAUACCACCCAGCCAAAUGCAGUGCUACUCCACCUGGAGGCCUGGAGUGGCAGUGCCUCACCUGCCCCCUGAUUCCACCAUCUGAAGGGGUGGUCCAAACCAAAUCAUCUCAGUCCUUUUGCCCCCUUAGCCAAGCCCCCUGGGCCUUUAACAACACAUCUUUCUUUGAUAGUAGGUAGUUGUUGCUCCUGCAGUAAUUAUGUGGUUUUAAUCUAUCGCUGUGUCCAAACUAAGAGGCUGCAUCCUCCGUGGAGUUGUGUUUAAAACGUGGGUAUCAAAUUCUGUUGUAUUCUUUAUUUUGAGCAGUAACGGCUGCAGUGGGGUAACUACGAAAGUGCAGCCUAUUCAAAAAUUAUUUGAGAUGAAAGAAUGAAAACAGCUGAGGCUAGAGAGGAAACGGGUCAGACUUGUGGCUGAAUUCAGUUUACGCUUCGUGUUCUUUCUGCGCUUCAGAGAGUACGGCAUUCGGUGCACUCAGGAGUGUGCAGAUGCUUAAUUUGAACACAGCUUCUGUUGGAGGACCGGUACUCCCCGUCCUCAGUUGAAAGCUUUCAAACCUAAGCAGACCCUCAUAUCUCAACCCCCGCUACAUGCUGUUGGUGACGCCCAAACAGAACCCUCUUCCUGCUUGACCAGCUGAUAUCAAGCCAGAGCUGGGAAUGCUGGUUGUGUCGAAAUUGAAUGUAAAAUGAAUUGUAGAGAAGGGUGACACAUUUACUGCUGGCAGUGAAAUUACAGUUUGAUCUGUGUCGGUCAGGGUGAGCAAAACAAAUGAAGUUCCAAUGACAUUUAUAGCUGGACAUUGAGUGGUGUCGUAAGAGAGAAUACUCUAAGUUCUGUCAUUGACCGUGACAGCUCAGGCCUUAGUCACAACUACCCUAACGGAUGGAUACGGGGAAAAAAAUGGAUAAACAUGUACAGGGCACGCAGGUAACGCAUGAAAUAUCAAAGUCACAGACCGCUUUAUGAACCCAUUGAGCAAAAAUGUUAAUGCACAUUUUUUCUAUGGGCAUGCUGCGGGUGAGAGGUUGAAUCGAACAAUUGUACAACACAUAGGGAUAAAGGAUGAUUUCCGUUGACACGAAAGAAAAGAACGUUUAAUAAUCAAUUGGAACUUUUGCACCGUCUCUGUCAUGUCUGCGUCUGACGUCUGAGUUACAGUUCAGUAUCCAAUCCAUCGACUUGUGGCAAAAAGCCAGAGAAGUGGUAAAUUGGCCAGGGUUUCAAACAAAAGCCUUUAAAUGAUUUUAUUUUAUACUUAAGGUGACGUGCCCACGUGAUAACACAUUGUCCAUUUUUGCUCUUGACGUCGAAAAUUAAUUUUUCGAAGUACAAAAACUUAAAAAAAUAUAUAUUUCACGAGGUUUGGAGGGUGAGACAUGGGGCCUGAGUGCCAAAGUUUUGGAUAUUGAUGACAUGAGGGAGUGGGGCAAGAGAAACCACUUCUCUCAAAGUCAGGGGGGGGACGGGGAACGGAUCUGAGACACAACGAACGGGAUGUCAAACCCCAGGCCUCGAGGGCUGGUGUCCUUCAUGUUUCCCAACCAUUGAAGUUCCUUCCUUGCUAAACACAAGAUCAGACAAGGCAGGGUUUCUGGAAAACCAGCAGAAGGUCGGCCCUCCAUUACAUCCCUGUGUAAUGGAGACAACCCAAACGCCAACACAGGCACAGGUCAACCCCUCGUACGGAUAGGUGUGACUAAGGCGUGAGCUACGUUUGCAUUCAGUCUGAAGAGGCGUUCAGCAUUUAAUUUGUACACCUGGUGUUUCCUUCACACUAUUAAACAAAUGUCUCUUAUUUUGGACAGAAGGCAUGCAAAGAAAUUUGCGAGUUGCUCCUUAAAAAAAUAUAUACAUAUUGUUACGAAAGCCAAAAGGUUGUCCUAAUCAGACACCCCCGUGUUGCAAAGCCCUGCAGGGAUUUUCUCCCUUUUAGCCAUAGGAGCAAUAGAAUGGUUGAAAACCUAUUUUUGGCAUUUUGUUUGUCUUUCUGUAUUGUAAUUAAUCUACCAGAUGAUAUAAUAUACAUACAUAUAUAUAUACGUACCCUCCUAGACAUAUCUUGUAGUUGUUCAAAUGUUUAUGAAAAUAAUGGCCAUAAUGAUUACUUUGUGCAGCCUGAUCCUUCUCUAAAACGCACCUGUGGAGGGGAAAACUCAUCGUCUGAAAUUUCAUUGUAGCUUUAUAUUACAGUUAAGAUUUGAAAAUCAUUUUCACUGAUAUUUAGACCAAAAACAACACUAAAAACUCAUGUUUGUGGUGUGGAUCCAUUCAUGCAUCAAGUCUAAAGACAGCCCCUCUUUCCAUACCAGCAGUGAAGGAUUCGUGGUCUCACAAGGGUUUUUGUUUCUUUUCUUUUCCUGUUUUACAUCAUUUUUAGGAAAAACUAACAUAUCAUCCUUUUUAUCACAAACACAGAUAGGAAGACCUUUGAGCUACGCUUUAAUGACCCGUUCUGCUUCUGCAAUCGUUUUGGUAACAGAUUAAUAUAAUUCAUAGCCCUGGUUUUAGGCUCUGGAGGCACAUGCUGUUCUGCCCUUUGUAGUGCAGUCUAUGACUCAGCAAUUACACAACAAUUUGUCCACAGUACAAAGCUCUUUAUGGUUGAAUAAUAAAAUAUUAGAAUUCACUUACCUGAGUCAAUUCUUUAGAUAGUUCAGUGGUCCAGAUGGGGACAGAAACUCUGAGUCUUAGUGGGUUAUGAGGAGAAUAGAAAUCUAAAAUGUUGGUGUUGUGGCACAAUUUAUGAUGUAUUUCCAAAAAAUACUCGGUUUCUAGAAAAGCUAAAAUGAAAAAAAAUGAGUGCCUUUCGUUUGUUUUGUAACACCCCCUCCUUGCUGCCCUCACACUUUUUUUUGUCACUCUAUGGAAACCUAAAUGUGGGAUUUAACAAGCUUUUUUUGUUAGUAGAUUUUUGUUUUAAGGCAUAGAAAUUCAAAGCAAAAGUUCAAUAUUUUGAAAAAUGCUGCAAAAAUUUAAAAUAAAUCAGGGCGAAUAACUCAACUCAGUCUGGAUCCACAAAUACUACUAGCCAGUGUUUUAACCUACUAAUUUAUAUAACAUGUCAUUGUUAGCAUUUGUAUUUUGAAAUAUUUUUUUUGUUUGCAGAUUUUAAAAUGACACGGCUAAAACAAAUAUUUAAGGCUGUAAAUUUUUUAUCAAAAUAAAAAGGAAACUGUACAAAUAUUCCAUCUAUCUCAUUAAAUUAAUUAAAGUGGGAUCUGUUAUACAACAUUUUCAGAACAAUAUUUAAUAUAUUAUUGUGGUACAAUUGGCGUUAAACAUAACUUUUAGUGCUUAUAAAAAUAUGGAAAUUUUUGUGCGACACUGAAGCCUUAAAGCGGAAGAAAAAUAGCAUGUGACAGUGUCCGGCUCUCUGAUUGGUUACUCCUGGUGGAAGUAUCCGUGAGACCAACACAUGCGCUGCAGCAGAAACAUAGAAUAAUCGGUUAAUAAUCAUAUUUAUUAAGCUCCAACAUGAUAAAAAAAACUUUAAUUUAUUUGUAAGAACACUAUUCCUACCUGAGGAAUACAUAUAUAAUUUUAAAAAAUGCCACAGCUAAUAGAAAACUACAACAAAAAAAUAGCAUUAGCCACAUUUUAUUCAUAAAGAACAUUUGUUAGCUUGCAGCCAAAUCCAAAAUCUUAAAUUUAAGGGGUUGAGAUCAAUGCACAGGACGCCUUAUUAUUAUGCAGCAAUAAAACAGAUAAUAUAUUAAAUUUUUAAGUUAACCACAAAUUAGUUUUCAAGGAGUUUGAAUGGUUCUGCUUUGAGCUGAUUGCAACAGAAGAAAAAUAAUUUACUAAUUUAAUACAGCUGCAUUAAAAAAUAAUAAUAAUAAUAAUAAAUAUUGACUCGCACCGGCAAAAAAAAGGUGCUUAAAAGACAACAUUUGAUAUGAAGUUUGGCUUUUAAAGCUACACAAUCAAAAUUAGUUUCAAAUUGUGGGUAACGUACAACCUUUUUCAUUUACUUUUCACUGUAGCAUAGGGUCCAACAAGUGCAGAUUUAUGCUGACGAUAGUCUAUUUCUAUUUUUUUUAAUAAAACAAAGACUGCACUGAUAGGCAGAAAGGAAAAGGUUCGAUUUGUGCAUUUGGAGGACCUACAGCCAGGAAAAUUUGAUUUCCAUACAAAGCCAUUUUUUCAGUGACUAAUUUUUCCCUUUUUUAUGGCUUUAUCUUGUAGCUUUGAAAGAACUAUCAUAAAGAUUUGGAGCAUUAAGGCCUAGAAGUAAUUUCAGUGGGACAAUAGUAGUUCUCUUCCCUCUUUGGUGUCAAUAAGUGCCAACUUCAACGCUUUAUCAAGAAACAAUCUCAGAAUCUUGAGUCAAGUUAGUUUUCUCCCUUAUAAUAGGAUUUCCCACCAACAGAAUCAGAUUACUUGCACUUUAACCUGCGAUGUGGUUUGUUCAGAAUGAACACUUUGACAAUUACCUCAUUUGUGCUGGUAAUUUUAUUUUUUUUAACUGUGGCCAAACCUUUCUGGUAUUCCAACGAGCAUUUUCCCUAUAUCUUUUUCCUCUUCCUCUCUUGCUGUUGAUAUCCUAAAAUUAUCAAGCGAAAACCUUGUGGACUUACUAUGAAAGAGCGUCACUGGAGCAGAAUGUACCUCAUGUCCUAGAAUGUGGUGAAUUAGGUCAUCAGGAGUUUGUGCGUUUCCUUUUUCUUUUCUGUCCGUUUUAAUGAAGACUCAUAUUUUAAGGGGUGCUAUAAGGAAUGUUCUCUAAAACGAAAAAGCCACCGGAUCUUUUUGUGGAAUUAUUCCCACAAUGUCUGGAAAAAAAAAAAAAAAAA
Molecule: messenger RNA, 7153 nt
Organism: Oryzias melastigma (Indian medaka)
Lineage: Eukaryota; Metazoa; Chordata; Actinopteri; Beloniformes; Adrianichthyidae
Gene: ppm1e
Product: protein phosphatase, Mg2+/Mn2+ dependent, 1E
Exons: 8
Coding region: 586-2442 (618 amino acids)
Biological process (GO): protein dephosphorylation; negative regulation of protein kinase activity
Molecular function (GO): protein serine/threonine phosphatase activity; cation binding
Source: RefSeq, a predicted model, not a curated record